Messenger RNA from Spodoptera frugiperda (fall armyworm), 2177 nucleotides. Its product is annotated as juvenile hormone esterase-like. The coding region runs from base 233 to 2002 and encodes 589 amino acids. The record is from RefSeq and is a predicted model, not a curated record. NCBI's taxonomy places the organism in Eukaryota, Metazoa, Arthropoda, Insecta, Lepidoptera, Noctuidae. The transcript is spliced from 7 exons.
UGCACAAUAACACGAGAAUCUAUUAAGCCUUUCAUUGCCAACAAAAAUCUGUUAAAGGCUAUUCCUCCACUAGCUCCGGUCAGCGUUGUCCGACAUGGCGCCUAAUGUGUUAAGAAUAAAUGCCACGACAGGUGUGCUCUAAGCCUUACAUUACAAGCAAUCAUCGUUUGGCAUAUAUAUAUGCAGCCCGUAAGUGCUGAGCGGUAAACUGGCAGAGUUAAUUGAACACAUCAUGCUCUGGCGCUGCAGUGUGCUGGUGAUCGCCGCCUGCUUCUCGUUUGACAUCGUCUCCUCUCAUAAGUUGAGAUGUAAUGUGCGCAUGCGUAUUGAAUCUGGAUGGGUCUGCGGCCUGCGCAGACGAGGAGAAUACAACACCGAGUACGCCAGCUUCAGGGGCAUUCCGUAUGGCCGGCAACCACUGGGGGAGCUGCGGUUUAAGGAACUCCAGCCAGUGAAGCCGUGGCAUCAUCAUUUAGAUGCCACAGAGGAAGGACCCAUAUGUCCUCAGCAUGAUGAGGUGUACGGACGUUUGGUCGCUCCCAAAAGGGGUAUGAGUGAAUCGUGCAUCUACGCCAACGUCCAUGUACCUAUGAAAGCUCUUUCAGUCGUGAGAAGUACUGACGAGUACGAAUAUAAGGACUGGGACAGACAUGGGCACAAAAAGGGCAUUCCUAUUUUAGUUUUCAUUCAUGGCGGGGGCUUUCAAUCAGGAUCAGGAGACACUGACGUUCACGGACCAGAGUACCUCGUCAGCAAAGGGAUAAUUGUGAUCACUUUCAAUUAUAGGAUCAACGUGUUUGGCUUUCUUUCGCUGAACACUCCCAAGAUACCUGGCAAUGCGGGUCUCAGAGACCAGGUGACGCUGCUGCGUUGGGUUCAGCGAAAUGCGAGAGCUUUUGGUGGAGACCCGACCGAUGUAACGCUGGCGGGACAGAGCGCUGGGGCAGCCUGCGCCCAUUUACUGUCUCUGUCAAACGCCACUAAGGGACUUUUUAAGAGGGUUAUAAUAAUGAGUGGUACUGCCGUACCGUCGUUUUAUGCAGCUUCACCGAUUUACGCAAAACAGGCUGCUACCAGAUUUUUAACGCUCUUGGGAAUCAACUCUACAGAUCCGGACCUCAUCCAUGACCAACUUGUUAAAACUCCACUCGAAGACAUUUUAAAAGCUAACUCCGAGUACCAAUUUGAGAGCGGACUAGUCUCCUUUGUACCUGUGAGGGAAGAUAAACAACUAGAAAUUGAGAGAAUUGUAGACGAUGAUCCAAUCACACUCAUGGAGCAAGGUCGAGGGAAAGAAUAUCCAAUGAUCGUUGGUUUCACUGACAACGAGUGCGAAUUUUUCAAGAGAAGAUUUUUACACUUUGAUGUUUUGGGUCGGAUAAAAGCUAACCCACUGGUGAUUUUAAGAAGCGAGAUUCCAUUUACGACGCUUCCUAAUGUGACACUCGCAUUGGCCAAUAAAGUGAUUGAUCGGUACUUCCACGGAAAUCUAAAUAUAGAUGACUAUUUGGAAGUAUGCAGAGACACAUUGUUUAUGUAUCCAGCGUUUAAAAUAGUUCAGUGGAGAGCUAGAAUGCACGAUGCAGCACCAGUCUACUUGUACCAGUUCGCUUACCAGGCUGACUUCAACGCGGUGAAAGUAGGUCUCAACUUGCAGUACAACGGCACAGCUCAUGUUGAAGACCUCACUAACAUUUUCCGCGAGAAUGCACUCCUCGAUGACAGGCAGACUUUCCCUCCCGUCAGUAGGGACGACUCCAUGAAGGAUUGGAUGACUCAAUUUGUGGUUGACUUCAUGCAUUGCAAUAAGCCUUCCUGCUCCGAGCCGGGCUGGUAUCCAGUGCAGGCAGAUCACUAUAACUAUGAGAACAUCCAGGAACCGACAGUACAUGACAACGUACUGCCGAACGAGUAUCAACAACACACAAUCAAGUUUUUCGACGUGAUCGAACAAAUUGCAAGGGACUCCUCACUGGACACUUCCACAACGACUACCGGAUAGAUGAUAAAAAUAAUGACAAGUAUCAGGCGAAGCUAUGUACAAUUUGUACAUCUGAUCAAGUUCAAUAAGUUUAAUAAUAUUGAUUGUUUUGGAAGUUUGUUGAUAUUUUUUCACUUUACUUUUCUGCUAACAAGUUUGUAAUUUACCCAUAUUAGUAAAUAAAUAAUUUGGAUUU